Molecule: messenger RNA, 790 nt
Organism: Syngnathus acus (greater pipefish)
Lineage: Eukaryota; Metazoa; Chordata; Actinopteri; Syngnathiformes; Syngnathidae
Gene: fis1
Product: fission, mitochondrial 1
Exons: 5
Coding region: 50-529 (159 amino acids)
Biological process (GO): mitochondrial fragmentation involved in apoptotic process; autophagy of mitochondrion; mitochondrial fission
Cellular component (GO): peroxisomal membrane; mitochondrial outer membrane
Molecular function (GO): protein binding
Source: RefSeq, a predicted model, not a curated record
GACGCAUUUCAAGAGAGAGGCGUGAUCUUCACGUCCCGUUUCCGCAAACAUGGAGGCCGUGUUGAGCGACGUAGUGGCUCCCGAAGACCUGCUCAAAUUUGAGAAGAAAUACAACAAUGAGCUGGCGAAGGGAGCCGUUUCCAAGGAGACCAAGUUUGAAUACGCCUGGUGUCUGAUCAGGAGCAAAUACACUGGCGACAUCAAGAAAGGAAUUGCGUUGUUGGAGGAACUUGUCCAGAAAGCCUCGAAGGACGACACGCGCGACUUCUACUUCUACCUCGCCGUGGCCAACUACCGACUGAAGGCCAUCGUCUUGCAGGAGUAUGAAGAAGCCCUGAAGUACAUCCGCAUCCUCCUGAAGAACGAGCCCGGCAACAAGCAGGCGGCGGAGUUGCAGGCGCUCAUCGACAAGGCGUUAAAGAAAGAUGGCUUGGUCGGCAUGGCGAUCGUGGGUGGAAUCGGUUUAGGCGUGGCCGGGUUGGCCGGGCUCAUCGGACUGGCUGUGGCCAAGCGAGGGCCCAAGUUUUAAGCAGCCAGAACCCUGUCUGUUUCUUUUCUUGCUGAUUGAUAUAUUUAUUUUCUUUUGCAUUGACAUUGAGCCUUCAGCCUGUGUACAUAACAAAGCAAGUGUCGAGCCACAGCUUUUAUGUGGAAUCCAAUGUCUUUUUUUUUUUUUUGCCAUAGCUUUUAUUUACACUCCAAUUUGUUUUCAUGCCAAUCUAGUCAAAAGGGAACAUGUCCCGAGUUGAACAGCUUUCGCAACUCUUAAUAAAAGGAAGGAAAAAAAGUU